AUGAUUCCCGGAUCAGUCCUCUUCAGCAUCUUACUUGGAUUUCUUUUCCCCACUCCUCUGGCCCUCUUUGUGAUAGCUUUUGUAGGCGCUUCUCUUUUAAAUGUGAUCUUGUAGUGCUCGGCUGUAGGCGCUUCCUGUUGCUACAUCUUAGCCGACUUCGUCGGCACUCAAACCGUUGCGAAAUUAUUCCCAGAACAGAUUGUCACUUGUCGGAAGGUGGUAUGUUUGGGAAUAUGCUACUUACUUUUUCUUUAGACUGGUCGGUUCCAGAGCAUGUCAGGGUUGGCGAUUUUCUUCUUUCGCCUAAGCCCUAUUAUUCCCAACUGGCUAGUUAAUAUUUGCUCUCCUGUGCUCGGUAUCCCCCUAAGUGGUUUCUUCUGGGGAACAUUUUUUGGUAAGUCGAUUUUCCUAGACUUUUACAGUUUCAUGCAAUUUCUGUCAUCUUAUAAAAAUUUACUCUUAAGUGCUGCCCCUUAUCAAUUAGAAAAAUUUCUGUUUUUGUCAUUCUUUAGUGGAAAAUUUUUAAGGCUGGGUUGGAUUCUGCUCAUGUAUUUCUGUUCUCAACUCCACAACUUUGUUUACCUCUCGUUUUCGCAAUUUAUCACUGUCGGCCUGUUUUGUGGUCCAGCUUGCCGCCCUUAUUGAAAUCGGGCGUUUCUUCCUUAAACAUUAGAAUGUGAAAUCUCCGACUUCAAAUUUCGGGCAAUUAUUUUCAGCCCCUCUAAGGGCUGUCUUAUUGGGUUUUAUAACUGCACGGUAAACUACGUAUCAAAAGUAGUCACAAAAUCCUUGAAUUCUAUAGCUCGAGUGAACUGGUCGGCGGAAUGUUAAUUGUUUUGAAGAUUUCCGAGUAAUAGUAUGCAGUAGGACUGACAUACAGUAGAUGUGCUAACUCAUGAAAUGUCCACCGAAUUUUCGAAAUGCGUUCUCGUUUCGAAAAGAUAAAUUAAGUAGUGUUGCAAAACUAAUCAUGAUGCAGCAUAAAUCUAUAAUGAUCCAGUUACGUCAAGGUGUCGGCUUUCGAAAGAACUUAUUUUCGGCUGCACGCAAGAUCUAUACUCUGCAAAAAAUGACUACUUAAGUAGUAUGCAAUUUUCCCAUUGAUUUUCGAUGCCCUUGAAAAUUCAAUUAUAUUUCAUGGAAAACAUGCAUAAAAAUAUUCAUUCUUUUACUUAUUCGGUAGAACAUCACGUCUUCUUCAAAGUUCAUACUCAAAAGAAGAGUAUAAUUCGGUUAUAAAAAACUUUUCUAAUUCUCGAAUAAUUUUGAAUCCGACAUGCUGUUACACUUGCAUUCAGGGUUUCAAAACUACAAGCUGUAUAUCUUCCGUGUACAGAAAACCAUGCAUUUCUCUACGGUGUUAAGAGGAGACCAUAUGAGGUUCAUAAAAGUAAGCAGUGGAUUUGAGCCAUAUUGUCAACUUUACAAGCCACAUUCGUAAAUGCAGAUACAUGACGUUUCAUGAACGGCCAUUCAACGGUAUUAAAAAAUCUCACAAUUAGAAACUUUUUUAAAACCGAAUUAUACUCUCCUUUUGAGUAUGUAAUUGGAAGAAGACGUGAUUUUCUACCGAAUAAGUAAGAGAAUGAAUAUUUUUAUGCAUGUUUUCCAUGAAAUAUAAUUGAAUUUUCAAGGGCAUCGAAAAUCAAUGAGAAAAUUGCACACUACUUAAGUAGUCAUUUUUUGCAGAGUAUAGAUCUUGCAUGCAGCCGAAAAUAAGUUCUUUCGAAAGCCGACACCUUGAGGUAACUGGAUCAUUAUAGAAUUAUGCUUUAUCAUUAUUAGUUUUACAAUACUACUUAAUUUACCUUUUCGAAACGAGAACGCAUUUUGAAAUUUCGGUUGAAAUUUCAUGAGUUAGCACAUCUACUGUACAUGGACAUCUAAACAGGACACUAGAAUAGGAACCGCCCGCAACACGGAUGGCUUUGAAAUUAGGGUUGGGCGAUGCACCUACUUCAUGAGGCGCGCUGUCUUUGUGUGUGACGGCCGAACUCUCACAACGCCUAUACUCUAUGCUCUACGUACUUCCGCUUUGGGCAGUUAAAUUAAUUUCUGCCCUGUCUAAACUGUUGUGAACGGCUAUAUAUCACCACAUCCACACAAAUGUCGAUGAUGUGGUCUUCCGAACUUUUUCCUGCCCCAAUGUAUCGACGAAAAAAAAGUUAACUCCGUCUUUGACACAAUAUUCAUUAAGCUGGUAUGCGUUCUCGUAUUUGCACUGCGUAUUUAGACCUAUUUCCUAAGACCGCCAAAUUCUCCGGGCACCUACCUUGUGAAUACUUCGCAAAAAUGUCUUCCAGUCUCCCCUGCAGUUUCAAUAAAUUUAUGCUUGUUGGCCCAUUCAGAAUUGUACCCGAAAUCACGGUUACUACAAUGAUUGAAGACGUUUUUGUCGGUACGAUAAGUACAUCGUGCAACACCGAUUUGGAUAUAGGGUCUCUCAUAAUUACCCACCAAACCGUUGCUGUUGACUGAGCCCCCCGCAUUGUAUCCAAUAUCGAUAGUUUUCUCGAGCGUUAAGUCCUCCGUGACGACCGUCAGGUGUAUUUUAUUCGUGGACAGCAACCAACCGUGGAAGCAUUAUCCUUGAAAACUGAACCCAUCUUAUCUGCUGAGUCUUUCAGUCUACCUCUAGGAAAAUGAUUUCGUGAAAGUGUUGUCUCUGAUAAAUUUGCGCCGUUUUUGACUCAAUGUCGUAUUGCGUCAUCAGGAGCGGCCGUUUUUGUCUGCUUAUUCAGGACGCCCUUGUCUUUCUGUACACGUGUUCCCCCUUUGUUUAGGUUUUUGCACUCAAACAAGGAGCUUUGCGCAUUUGUCUAAAUACAGUCUAAACAAACUGUGACGUAAGAUUCCAUUCAGAACUUUUCAGACAAAAGCCUUAAAAUGCCAAGACAGUUGAAGCUUUUGCCAUUUAUAGUCUGCGUUUAAGCUAAUUGUGUCCUCCUGAACUGGUCCCUGUUGUAAGGCCUUCUUCUUUCUACUUUGCUUUAUAUGAAAUUUGUGAUCCUUUAUAACUACCAUAUCAGCAACUUUUGCCUUCGCAAGAAAUCAAGUGGAGCGGCGUGCACGACAUAAAUGAAAUUGUGGUCAUUUUGAAGCUCCUGGUGAUCUAGAUGUGUAGUGGAGACCUUCGUGUCGACGGCAUAUGGAAUUAGCGUGGUGUUGGGAAGGGUCAAACUCCACGUGGAGGUGGUUGCCUUUUCACCGAAAUUUCUUGUUGGUUUACUGGUCGGGUGUUUGCAAUAAGUUGGAGUUUUGGGGCAUCACAUGUAGGCACUAAAGACAUUCCGGAGGGCUGUCCAGUCUGCCGAAUUUUACGCGAAUGUUGCCUUUUUUAAUUUCACUACUGUAUGACAAUCCGUGUCAUGACGUCUCACGUGUCGUGUAUGAGACUGAUUGGGUCUGAUUUGUUUAGCUUGAUGGUGGAAAACAUGAUGCCACCAUCGCUAGCUGGCAGUCACAGUUUGAACCUUACUUUCCUGAAAAUUUUCUUAAUUGAUUUGAAUUGGAUGCUGGACGGUAGGGUUUUGUUGCAGUCGCCCUUCACUCGAGGAUCUCUAUAUGCCUAAAUACCGAAAGUGCACUUCGGUCCACAAAUAAAGUAAGAGGGCACCUGUUGCAAUAAUUGUGAGGUGGAUCAAAAAAUUCCGCAAACCGUUUUGCAAUGCAUCAAAUGGUCAUCCAAGAAUGUUAUUCAUUGACUUUAGUCAGUCGUAAUAGUUCGAUGGUAGUUUCUGACUGAUCUCCGAGGGAAAUAAUUUUUCUGGUACCAUUGUCAACACAACUUCGUCCUAUCUAAACGUUAUGCUCGACUCUUGUGCUUGCCCGACGACCCUAACUAAGCGUGGUAUUACUGAUUCCCAGUUAACAUAUGGUUCGCCAACCGAACGAUUCAUGCUAGUCUUUACCGUGCUUUUUUGUGACCCCUCUGCGGCAGUCUCAAUCAUGCUUGAGUCAGGAAACCAUAGCUUCUUGCAUUGUUUUUGGAAAUUUGGAUUUCAGAGUGUUGUUUCACUCAGCUGGCUGAGUCCUUAAGGUUAUGAUGCGAAUUGUGACCAUGUUUCCUCCCGGCCCCCUGACCCGAUUGAAUGCAAGUGUCCAACUGUGUCCGAUGCUCUCUAACAAGUGUCAGUGAGGUCCACCUGUCCUUAGCAAGCCCUUAGUCUUCUGAUCAGUAGGCGCCAGCGAUAAAUUCCAAUCGUGUAACAGAAGCCCUCACUGCUAUAUGCAUUUCGGUCCGUCACUAUCGCCUGUAAGUGAACUAGAAGGACAUUAUUGACAUGUAGCGGUAGGUCAUAUGUUUCACGCCGGUCUUUGUCUUCUGCGCCUAAAAUUUUAGCGUAAGCGCUAGCGAAAAAGGUGCCAGUGAUCGGUCCCUUAAUCGAAUGUGGUUAUUCGAACCAUGCCCCUACAACGGGCUACAUAGUUGAUGCACUGGACCAGCGUGACAGGCACACCUAUGCCAAAUGCACGUCUGGCGGUACGUCUAGACCCAGGCUCACGCACGCCACACCAGCCACCUACGCCCGAUCCCGCCUUCGGUCAUCUUGACUCUGUCGUGACACCAGACUAUGGAGAGGAAGUGCGGCAGAUGCUUCUCAAGCCUAAUGUCACUGUAAACUAAUUAACACGCGAGUUACUCCGCGCCCAUCUUGCUGUGGGGCACACGUUGGACAUCGUUAGAGUCGAUGGCGGAACUGCCAUUCGGACCAAAGAUGGGAUCCAAAGCUGUGACUGGUGUUAGCACCUUGACACCUGCAGUUGAUAGAGAAGGCGCCAGGAUAUCCGUAUUGGCUUCGUAGUCUUCACGAGGCUGGUGGUUAUUUAAGAAAGCCUACAUUUCGGCGACCAAAUCACGUCGGUCGUGUAAUAAUUAAUCGUGUGGAUCGUCAUGGACAGUAUGCGUAUUUUAUUGGGACGCAUACGCUUUCGCAAGUUAUAUACGGCUUUCGUCAACGAAGAAUAUUUGUUCUAAUACCUGACGCCUGGCCCACUGGUGGACACCAGCUGAAGUUGUUGCUCCUUUCUCGACUUUCUACAUUCACGUCUACACUUGUGCGCCAUUCAUUUGUUUUACCUUUGUUCGUAACUUCACAAGGACUUUUCUUUGAAUCGUCUAAGGUGUGGUUCCUCUGUCGUUGUUCUUCGUGAAGGCCGGCACAAUUCUGCAAGAGCUUACGGACAUUGGUGUUACCUCCAUCGCCUCCGUCUACACGCUCGCCCUCUUCGCCCUUAUCUCCUUUCUCCCAUUUGCGUUCACCAGGCAAAUUCGCGACAAACUUAAGUCAUAG
This is a messenger RNA of Spirometra erinaceieuropaei, 5294 nucleotides long. Lineage: Eukaryota; Metazoa; Platyhelminthes; Cestoda; Diphyllobothriidea; Diphyllobothriidae. The record is from the annotation of a GenBank genome assembly.